AUGGGUUUAAGUGUGCUGAAGCCCAUGGCCUGCACAGUCUGUAGCCCCCUCCAGCUGGCCAGCCUGGCUGCCACCACCGUACAGCCUCGGAGCUGCUGGCCCUGGGCUCCUGCGAGCGAGCCCGGCCGCACAACACCUGGCUCAUCCAGCCAUGGACAACCUGGGAGCACUCCAAGGCAUGGGAUGUCCUCACACCACUUCUCUGGAGUUCAGCUUGAGCCUGGCUGUGCUAGUGAACUCCAGUUUGACAACAGAUGUAAAAUCGGCUGGAAAGAGGAAAUAAAUCACGCCGUCCUCGGCGGCACCAUCGCAGCGCGCACGAAACGGCGCGCCGCACUGCGAACACAUCCUCGCCCUACCCCCACGGAAGUCCGUCACUGCCGCGGCCGGGCCCGCCCCGCGGAGGGCAGGCGGCUGACGCCAUCGCGCGGCGCCGGCGGAACGCCGGGACAUGGCCCCGCCGCCGCCGCCGCCGCCGCCCCGUCGUUCGCCGCGGCCCGCGCGCUCGUGGCGCGCCGCUACUCGUGCCUGGUGGCGGCGCCGCACCGGCGGCACGUGGCGCUGCCGCCGCGCUUCCUGGGCCGCAAGCGCUCCGGCAUCCGCGCGCAGCUGGACGCCGAGCUCCUGCGCUACUCGGAGAGCCUGCAGGGUGUGCCGGUGGCUUACGACAACAUCAAAGUGGUGGGGGAGCUCGGCGACAUCUACGACGACCAAGGAUUCAUCCACCUGAACAUCGAGGCGGACUUCAUCAUCUUCAGCCCCAAGAAGGGGAAGAAGCUGGUGGGUGUAAUUAAUAAAGUGGCCCCUAGUCAUAUUGGCUGCCUGAUACAUGGAUGCUUCAAUGCAUCUAUCCCUAAGCCUGAACAAAUGUCCAUUGUACAGUGGCAAGAGCUGGGGUUAAAAAUAGGGGAUGAACUGAAAUUUCAAGUGUUGCACUUGGAUUCUGAUGCAGCUGGAGUGUUCUUCAUUCGAGGAGGACUCACUAAAAGCAGCAUGCGACCCAAAAAAUCUGACACAGUCACUGAAAGUACAAAUGGGGACAAAAUUCAAAAGCUUGGCCACCAGGAAAACAGCUUGAAUAACUGUGGGGAAGAUACUGUCACAGAAGAGCCUUUAAAUGAGACAGAUAACCUUGGGAGGGAAAAUGAAGAAGAGCAAAGUGUUGAUGCUGUGAAUGGAUUAUGUGAUGAUAAAAACAAGAAGAAAAAGAAAAAGAAAAAGGACAAGCAAGAAGAACAGGAACUCGUAUUGCCUGCCAGUGACUCCAGUGGUUACCAAAGUGACCAUAAAAAGUCAAAGAAAAAGAAAAGAAAGCACUGUGAUGAAGUUGAAGAAAAUGAGUUGUCUCAGACGUCAGAAAAACCCAAAGCAAAAAAGAAAAGGGACUAAAGUUUGAAGUGCCUUUCCUGAAUUAGAUUUCAGAUGUUUUUGAUAAGUUUCAAUAAAACCCUGUUUUCAAAAUG
Molecule: messenger RNA, 1463 nt
Organism: Corvus hawaiiensis (hawaiian crow)
Lineage: Eukaryota; Metazoa; Chordata; Aves; Passeriformes; Corvidae
Gene: POLR1F
Product: RNA polymerase I subunit F
Exons: 6
Coding region: 1-1389 (462 amino acids)
Biological process (GO): DNA-templated transcription initiation; DNA-templated transcription
Cellular component (GO): RNA polymerase I complex
Source: RefSeq, a predicted model, not a curated record